UCGCCAUCCACCACUGCCGGUCAUCGACGACGAGCAGAAGAUCUGGUAUCGGGCGAGGACAAGCCAGUGAGGAGAGAGAGUGUGUGAGAGAGGAGCGGCCAUAGGGAGAUCGACUGUAGCACGCAGUUGCCCCUUCCUACUUCUUGCCUAGGACAUCGAAAGAAGAUUUUCUGCCCAAAGCAUCCCAUUCAUCUACGGGCCUCAGCCUCGUCCUCUUCUCUUGAACCACUGCCGCUGCUGUAGCUGCUGUUGUGUAGUAUCCCAAAUCAUCGCUUCUGCAUCUCACACCUUGUACCUUGGUUCAUGAUGGAGGGGGCAGCGACGCGCCACAGCACCAGAACCAAGAAACCUAGCGUCCGGGCAGAGGAAAUGAUGAACACGUUGGCAAUGGAACGCGGCGCUGCUCCGUCCUCUACCCAGGGUACUGCGGAGACGAAGAAGGCAAAGAAGGCGACCGGGAGUGCGGGUGGCACUUCCACCGCAAAACGUGUUGCUGGUCGGAAAGGGACUCAGGAGAAGGAUCAUGGCGAGCAGUCACCAAAAGCAAAGGACGCAGGGGGUGAUGUUGAGAAUCACGAUAGCGAGGAUGGCGAGAGCGAGCAAGAGAGCGAGGAGGAGGGAGAAGGAGAAGAUGAGGAGGGCAACAACGACGACGACGGCGGCGAGUACGACGACGAAGAGGAAGACGUGGCAAAAGAUGACGCCGAGACAUACUGUGUCUGUAAGGGUCGCGAUGACGGGUCCCCCAUGGUCUGGUGCGCAGAGUGUGGCGACUGGUUCCACUUUCGUUGCGUCGACCUGUCCAAACGUGACGCCCAAAAGCUCCUUGAAUAUCGAUGCCCGUCAUGCACAAAGAGUACUGGAAGAAUAUCCAAAACUAUCGACGACGAAACACAGGCCAGCAGUGGAGACCGAACGUCGAGAUCAAAAUUCAACAGAGAAGAGGCGCCAACGAACAAGAGGAAAACCUCGAUGGAAGGUAGCCCGGACUCAAGGAGGGACUCGCUAUCAAAGAAGAUCAGGAGCUCCCCCGACAAAGUUCAAUCACCCACGGCGCGAAAUGCAGGCUCGCCGCCCACUGCAGUCACGGCUCGCAAGACUUCCAUUGGGACCGGAGGGAGCCAAGCCUCGACAAAGUCGGCCAAAGCGCAGACAGAUGCAGUGCGCAAGCAUGCCACGCAGCAGUUUGCUGCCAUAUUUGAAUCAAUUUUUUCAUUGGGAGAAAGCAGCGAUCCUAUUACGGAGGCCGCAGAGUACACAAAAGAGCUCGAAGAGGCCCUCUUCGAUCGCUAUGCCGAGCCAGUGGCCCAGACGACGGUUCGGCUGGCCGGCAAGGCCUACAAGGACCAGCUGAGGGCAUUUAUCUUCAACCUCAAGGACCAGACCAACACGACGCUGCGCCAGCGUAUAUCGUCGGGCGCACUGGAGGCCAAACAAUUGGCCGCUCUGUCCAACGCCGAGCUGGCCAACGACAAGAUUCGAGAAGAAGUCGAGAGACGGCGAAAAGAGAACUUGGAGCAAAGCAUCCUCAAGAAAGAAAAGGCUCCUCUUCGAAAGAUUACGCACAAAGGAGAAGUCGACAUCGAGUACGACCAGGGAGCUGAGGCGCACCUCGCAAAGGAGAGGGAAGCUCGGCUGAGAGAGCAAGAAGAACGGGCGGCCAAGGAGAGGCGAGCGCAGGCAAAGAGCAAGAAGGAGAAAGCAGAGGCGACCGUCGCAACUCACACGACAGCAAAGGAAGGCGGAGAACAGACGAGCGAGGAGCGAUCCCCCUCCAAAGUCCCUCAAGCAGGGAAGCCUCCAGCGACACCAUCGACGCCCUUUGAUUUUUCAGCGGUGUGGAACGGCGAACGAGACGAGGGACAAGAAGGGUCAGAAGACGUGGGACAAGACGAGGAAGUCGAAGGAGAAGAAAUGGAAAUCGAGGAUGAGCAGGCACCAGAAGGUGAUGACGGCCACGAGCAAGGUGAUCCAAACGCGCCAGGAGAGGGUAUGGACAACUUCAUCGAUGACUUCCUCAAUAUGCAUGAAGAAUCAGGCAGCGUUGCGCCCGAAGAGCAGGACGACACAAACCAGCAGACAGAGCCUGAGAAUGUCGAUCUGACAGAGGAGAAAGACGAAGAGACAAAUCCAAUUGUAUGGAAGGGUGCCAUUUCGAUGCCUGACGAGGGCAUCUUCACCGUUGCAGCACGUCAAGUGGGCGGCACUGCAGUAGGUACGGACUCGCAGGCCUGGAGCUUUUUCUUCCCUUCGACGCACUCCAUCAUCGAAGGACGACUGCCUAGCCCAACCGCAGCAAGCUAUCUGGAGCAAAGCCGCACUGCGCUCCGAACCGAGCUUGUCGUCAUGAAGCUCGACCCGUUUCUGGAGACAGAUGUUCUCACUACAGCAGCUGCUCAUCACCAGCUCCAGGUACCCUCGAAUGGGGAGGAAAAUAAAACUGCCUUCGAAAGAAUGAUCGCCUACUUCCAUCGUCGCGACCGCUACGGUGUCUUGCCCUGCGAUGCUAGCGUCCGAGGCCGUAUCAUCAAGGACUUUUACAUUGCCGCCCUGCCCAGGGACGCGCCUAUCCCGACCUGGCUCGAUUUGAUGAACCUCGACGAAUUUGCUGGGCCCAAGUCACAGAGCAGGACCAAGGACAUUUUCUUGCUCGUUGCCGUGCUUUUUAAAGGUACACUGCCCAGACCCAAGGCGCCCGAGCAGCCGUCACUGUCAACUGGCUCUCUGCAAGAUCUCCUCAAGGCCAUUAAAGGAGGUGGCGAGACGACGACACCGGCUCAGCAGCAGAACAUCGAUGCACUCUCUGAGAUGCCCAAGCCUCAGCUCGAAACUAUGCUUAUGAACAACCCAGGCUUGGUCGAUCAGCUGCUGGCAAACUUGAACCCGGGCAAGAGCCCGAAUCCAGCUGGUUCUCCUUCGACGCCCCCCGGACCUCCCCCUGGGCCACCUCCUGGACCUCCGCCAUCGAGGCCACUGGGUGUCAUGGACAUGCCUCUGUAUGGUCAGCGACCUCCUCAGCCACAGCAGUACGGAGCAGGCGCCCAAGGAGGCCCAGGAGGUCCCGGAAGCGCCUACGGCUGGCAACAGCCGCCUCCCCAACAACCACCGCAAGCUCCUUUCAAUCAGUAUGGCAGCGAGAAUCAGUACGGUGGGGGUGACGAGAUGGACGCGUGGAGACCUCCUGCAUCCUACCUCGAGGAGGAGGCCAAUCGAAGCAACUACAAUUACAGUGGCGCGGCCGAGUUUGGAGGCGGAAAUACCAACUGGGGCCAGCCACCAUACGGCGGCGGCGGUGGCGGCGGCGGCGGUGGUGGUGGUGGUGGGGGUAUGAGAGGGGGCAUGCGCGGUGGCUUCAGGCCUCCCUUCCGUGGCGGUGGGGGAGGUGGCGAUCGAGGAUGGAGAGGACGAGGAGGUGGGAGUCGAGGUAAUUUCAGGGGAAGAGGUCGUUAGGAUUGAAGCUUGUAACCAUAUAUCCCCUUCUUCAUCAUCUCUCAACACUGUACCAACAUCAGUAGCAGCAACAGCAGCAGCAUCAUUUCAUAGCAUCGAUACCUAUGCUGUGCGCAUGGGUCUCUAUCUGAUGUGACUGUAUUGAUGUGAAGCGUGUGCCUCUAGAGUACAUGAUGCUUUGCUCUGCCGUCGCGCUGUCCAUAUAGUCGUUUCCCUACCACUUAGUCUCGGGGUCCUUCAGAAAUUCCUCGUAGUCAUCUCUGUUGAAGAAGCUCAGUUCUGCCUCGUUUUCUGAAUAGCGAUAAAUGUUCGAAUGAAUUAAUACAAGCGUUUCGUGUGAGCAUGUGAGCGUACGUCGCCUGUGGUCUUUGUGCGAUGGAGACUCACCCAGGCCGAGCUCCUGGAGCUUCUUGGAACCGUCAUUGAGAAUCCAAUCUGUGUGGUCGAGAUUGAUGAUGAGAUUAGUCGUC
This is a messenger RNA of Acaromyces ingoldii, 3920 nucleotides long. RefSeq lists its product as hypothetical. The transcript is spliced from 3 exons. The coding region runs from base 304 to 3450 and encodes 1048 amino acids. The record is from RefSeq and is a predicted model, not a curated record. Gene Ontology annotation, biological process: transcription antitermination; transcription elongation by RNA polymerase I; DNA-templated transcription. Gene Ontology annotation, cellular component: nucleus. Lineage: Eukaryota; Fungi; Basidiomycota; Exobasidiomycetes; Exobasidiales; Cryptobasidiaceae. Gene Ontology annotation, molecular function: RNA polymerase II transcription regulatory region sequence-specific DNA binding.